UCGUUUGGCUGCUGUGCCCGCGGCUGGUUGGUUUGCUAGCAAUUGCGCUCCAAGAUAGAAGAAGUAAACGCGAACGGUAUGCUUGUUCACGCGAGAAGGAUAAAAGUAAAAUCGCGAUCGCGACAAAGACAAAAGUGUUCGUAGUUUAUGUUGGUUUCACGAGAGACGGCCAAGGAAGAAAGAUUGAACGAGCGCGGUUAGAACAACGAGGACAAAAGUAAAUAGCAAAGAAAAAGAAAAUAAACGUACGCGCGCGACGAGCAAAAUCAGAAAGAGGUGGAAAAAGUAACGAGAGCAUAGAAGCGAGACGACGAUACGACGGUACGACGGAACGGUUCAAGCAAGAAAAGAGCGAACGAGAGCGCGAGAAGGACACAUUAGUGAAAAAGGGGGGCACGGUGGUGCGGUGCCGGCUGCCUUCGGCGAGUCGACAGUUUGGCGUUCGGUGUUGCUAGGCACGAGGGCCACUGUCAGUGCCAAGGCGGCAGCCGGCAACCUUCUCGCGACCGCGAAUCAUUGCCACAUUUUUCUUGUUUCUCUCGCGUACGCAUUCCGUCAUUCUUGUUGCUCUUUCUCACGGUUCGUUCCGAUAUUUCAUUAUUGUUUUUCGUCGCGAGCCAUGAUUCCCGUCGUAAUGCAUUUCGAGACUGUUCCAACGGUGAACCCAACCGGCACCCAGCAGCCGGGUUGGCUUUCUCCGGCAGCACUGCGUCGUCGUGGUGUUGCGUCUGCGUGCGUGUGUGCGUGAAAACCUUCAGAAAGGACAUUCAGCGAGGACAUGCGAAUUCAGUAAAGUGAUGGACGAUAGGACACCUUUUGAACGAUCGGUUUCGACACACGGAAUUACACAGCGUUAGAAAACAAUGGCUCACCAUGAUGCCGAUAACCAGAACAGUCAGGGGUCUGUAGAUGUCCUCGUUGACGCGAUCGAGGGGAACCAGUAUAAAUCAACUGUGAUGCUUCUGCAUGCACGAGAUGAACAUGCGCAAACGUGUGCGCGCAUCGUUUACACUGUUACACUUCGGCAAUCAAUUGAGCAGACUCCAUUGCGAGUCCGAGUCCUUCAAGAUGGACCUGAUCCUCGACAUCAACAGCUGGUUGUAUCCAAUGGAAUUAGGUGAUAAAUUUCGAUUGGUACUUGCAACGACCUUGAGGGAGGACGGGUAUCCGGAUGGAGGGGAAUGGAACGCGACGGAACAGGAAGGAGGCUCCAGAGCAGACAGUUUCGAAUACGUGAUGUCCGGUAAAGUUUACCGAAUCGAAGGUGACGAGGCCAGUAACGAGCCCAGCAGUAGACUAUCCGCUUACGUAUCCUUCGGAGGACUACUGAUGCGGCUACAGGGUGACGCGAACAACCUACACGGUUUCGAGAUUGAUCAACAUAUGUACCUGCUUAUGAAGAAAUUAGCGUUUUAACUGCGUUACACGUUGCACACGGAGUGUCAAUCGAAGCAAACUUACAUUAGAAAUGAAUUUGUAAUUUUAAGAGAGAGUUUAUUAUCACAAAGUUUGUACUAACAGUUUAUUGGUACACGCCUACAUUAAAAAGAAGUCUUACAUUCAAUGAAAAAUUUCAAGCACUGUCACUGCCACUACAGUAUUUGUGCCACUUACAAAAUAAAUAAAAAUAUUUUUCCAUCUAUGAAAUACCUCCUUAAUCCCUGAUAUCUCUAAUGAGUUACUAUUAUCCAUCAAAAUUUGCAAGAAAGAUCAAUAGAGAACAGUAUUUUGUA
Messenger RNA from Osmia lignaria (orchard mason bee), 1733 nucleotides. RefSeq names its product DNA-directed RNA polymerases I, II, and III subunit Rpb8 (gene Rpb8). Gene Ontology annotation, cellular component: RNA polymerase I complex; RNA polymerase III complex; RNA polymerase II, core complex. NCBI's taxonomy places the organism in Eukaryota, Metazoa, Arthropoda, Insecta, Hymenoptera, Megachilidae. Gene Ontology annotation, biological process: DNA-templated transcription. The record is from RefSeq and is a predicted model, not a curated record.